This is a messenger RNA of Mesorhabditis belari, 534 nucleotides long. NCBI's taxonomy places the organism in Eukaryota, Metazoa, Nematoda, Chromadorea, Rhabditida, Rhabditidae. The record is from the annotation of a GenBank genome assembly.
AUGGAUCGUGCCUUUCAAACGUUCCGACAACGACCAUAUUCAUCGGCUAUCGAACUGUUGCAUGAGAUUCGAUCGAUUUGCGAGAAUGCUUUCGAUUUGCACCAAAGCCGCGACGAUCCAGUGAAUGGAGUGGCGAAAGAUGUGCAUGAUUUCAUCCACGAGCUCUUCGAGGAACAGGAUCGUUUGAAGAAUGGCGGUGAAAAUGGCUUUGAAGGGGAGGAGAAUUUCGACACUUUCCCCCAAAACCCAUCAACCUCAAAAGAAAGCAACGAGCAUUUGGUCACCGCCAACGUCACUCCGACAAACGCUCAGCAGAUCAAUUUGCUUUUGCUAAAUGAGGUUCUCCAACAACGCCAAAUGACAGCCGAGCUCGGCGUUCGACUCAUUCAAAUUUUGGCGGCUCAAAACGAAACGAACAAACCGAUACAACAAGUCGGAAAUCUCGGCACGACAACGAGCACUGGGAAGCGAAAAUUAUGCUGGGAUCAGCACUCCGACUCCGAUGAAGAAGAUAUCGUUGAAAAUAAUGGAAAU